Dermacentor silvarum is the source of this 2045-nucleotide messenger RNA. Its product is annotated as sodium-coupled monocarboxylate transporter 1-like. Gene Ontology annotation, molecular function: symporter activity. Gene Ontology annotation, cellular component: membrane. The transcript has 16 exons. Gene Ontology annotation, biological process: sodium ion transport; transmembrane transport. The record is from RefSeq and is a predicted model, not a curated record. Lineage: Eukaryota; Metazoa; Arthropoda; Arachnida; Ixodida; Ixodidae. Bases 225 to 2045 code for a protein of 606 amino acids.
CGCGCAGGGCCUUUAGGAGUUGCCGUAGCAGCUGUUUUAGGGAAAUUAGCUUAAACCAGAGUUUGCAAAUUUCCAGCCAGUUUGAAUACAUUGAAACGCUGGUAACAUGAACUCUUAGUUUUACAGAGCAUAUCUAGUUUGCGCCAACAUAUCGUUUCGGGAAGAGCCUUUUACCAAGAACAAACUCUCGCUCAUCGGGAAACUCCUCGAGCAAGUCGUGCGUAAUGGUGUUACUGCUGGAAUACGCUGUAUUCGGAGUCCUGGUGGCAGCAAACUUAUCGGUGGGUCUCUAUUUCUCCUUCCGGAAGAGAGGAUCUUCCACUGGAGGCGGCACCACGAAGGACGAAAUCUUUCUCGGAAAUCGUGCACUCGGUAUUCUUCCCCUUGCGGCUUCGUCGGUGGCCUCUGUCUACUCAUCGCCUGCACUGGUAGCCUUCCCGGCGCACUUCUACGCCUACGGAUGGCAUACCGCGUUGUGCGCACUGACGCCCCUGCUCUGUUUGCCUCUGGCUACACAAGUGAUUGUACCGAUGCUGCAUGGGCUGCAAAUUACGUCAGUGUUUGAGUACAUUCGUUGGCGCUUCAACAGAGCCAUUUCCCUGACGGCCUGUGUCAUCUAUAUUUUUCUUACGCAAAGUAUUGGCGCCAUCUCCAUUUUGGCAGCAUCAGUGAUGCUGGUCACAGUGUUCAACGCUCCCUUGUUAUGGUGCAACAUUGCCAUUGGACUUUCCGGAACAAUUUACACAGCACUGGGAGGCCUUCGUGGAGUGGUGUGGACGGAUUGCAUGCAGUUUAUUAUUAUCUUGGUCGCCCCUACCGCACUGUUUGCAAAGAUCAUGGUGGACUCACUGUCUGCAAACUCAACGGUUCAGCCACUGAGUGAUCUGGACGUCGGCAUGUACAUCGGAGAUUUCAGAUUUGACUUGACCAGCGACGAAACCGUAUGGUCCUGCGUAGUGGGAGCCACAACAUUUGCAAUAUAUCGACUAUGUCUUGACCAAAUGGUUGUACAGCGGAUGAUGGCAUGUGCGUCAGUGAAGCAAGCUCAAAGAACCGUGCUCUCUGGGGCGCUCUUACUUACUCUGCCAUACACUUCGUGCACUUUAUUGGGGAUUGCGAUAACAAUAUGGUACAGAGGAUGUGAUCCAGGGCUGUCAGGUGCCAUAAAGAGGAUUGACCAGAUUCUACCGUACUACAUUAAUACUGAACUUGUAAAUAUACCCGGAUUCGCAGGACUCUUCUUGGCUGGUGUUGUAAGCGCUGCAACAAGCACAAUAUCAUCCGCGAUAAAUUCGCAAGCAGCAAUCCUCUACAUCGACGUCAUCUCUCAAGGAUAUAAAAGAGCAGACGAGCACGUUUUGAUGAUUACACGCACCUCCGCUGUUAUUCUAGGUGUGAUAAUGACAGCGUACAGCUCUCUGGUUGUACACAUGGGAUCUUUAACUAGGAUACUUCUAAUGGUGAACGCAGCAGUCACGGCGCCAUUUGUCGGAUUGUGCAUUUUGGCUGUGUUGUUUCCUUUUGUUCACUGCAAGGGUGCUGGUGUGGCGACACUCUUGAUGCUUGGCUACCAAUUGUGGCACAUGGCUGAAACGCUCAAAAGAGGAACAAGAGCUGCAAGGAUUCCAGUAUCUCUUGAUUACUGCCCUGCAAACUACAAUAGCACAUUUUCACCACUUAACACUACCUCUACAGUGCCAAACCUUGAAUCAGAAGAAACGUUCUUCAUCUUUCGCUUGUCAUACCUCUGGAGCGGUUUCUUCGCUCUCAUCGGAACUAUCCUGAUUGCAGUAUUUAUAAGUGCGGUUACAGGGGAAUUUAAGAACAAAAAGGAGAAAAAACUAUGCAAUGACGCCUUAGUGCGACUUUGGCAGAAGAUCAAGAGUUACGCUUCGAAAGAGCAACCUCACAUUCAAAUAUAUAGCUACGAAGAAAAUUGUCUAUGCAAACCAGAAGGCGAAAGCCUCGUGAUGCAUGAAUGGCCGGCUAGCACGGAGAAGAAAUUGCCGACAAGUUCACCGAAUUCUAGAUUACUUGCUGUAUAG